Macadamia integrifolia is the source of this 6855-nucleotide messenger RNA. RefSeq names its product S phase cyclin A-associated protein in the endoplasmic reticulum-like. The record is from RefSeq and is a predicted model, not a curated record. The transcript has 8 exons. Lineage: Eukaryota; Viridiplantae; Streptophyta; Magnoliopsida; Proteales; Proteaceae. The coding region runs from base 629 to 5893 and encodes 1754 amino acids.
UCGGUGGGGAAACGUUCCCCUACAAACCCGCAUCAGGGUCUUCUCCAAACGUUCCAACGCGCAUCGGACGGUUGGACGGACCUAACGACUCCUAUGUGGGGUAGUCCGGUUGUCCUUUUCAGUCAUUUUUCACCUCCCCCACCUCCCUCUCCUUCUCCCUCCUCCUCUGUUAUUGUUUAAAUAGUCUCCUCCGCCUGCUCCUCUCUUUUUUCUUCUUCUUCUUCUUUUUCUUCUUUUUCUUUUUCAUAUCGUCUUCCGCGUUAAUCUUGUUUUCGGAAACCCUAGAAGGCAACUAUCGACAACUUGUGAAUUCUGUAAUGUACAUUAAUUGCAACUUGUAAGGGUUAUUUAUUAAGCCUUUCCUCUGCAUCAUCAUUCUUUGUCGAAUUCUGAAAAUUUUUGUUAGUGAUUCUUGCCUUUAAAAACUUUUGAGAUACAAGGUUUGAUUUUGUUUUUUCCUAGCUGUCAUUCGCUGGAAAAAUUCUGUAGUUUUGGCUGGAAUUCUUGGCUUAAGAAGGUUAAUUCUUUUAUUAGAGUUGCCUUUGAUGUGUCUGGAAUUUUUGAAGAUUUUACUUCUUUUCACUUGGUUAUUGUUUGAGAGGAAUUCUUGGUUCAUGAUUGCUUUGUGAUGGAGAACAAUGGUGAAACCGGGGAUGAUCAAGGAUCGGGAUGGUUCGAAGUGAGAAAGAAGCAUAGAACGGGUUCCAAGUUUUCUAUACAAAAUUUGGUGGGGGGAUUUUCAAGCAAACCCCCUUCUAAUUCUCUGCGGAGUCGGUCAUUCCCAAAUGAAAAAAGUGGAAAUUCUCAGGCCAACAAGAAAUCUCAGCCUUCCAAAGCUGGGGCUGGUUUGGCAUCACAUUACCAGGUCGGUCAUGAAAAUUCUUUUUUGGUGGCUGAAGAAGCAGAGAAAGCUGGCAAAUGUGUUGCUAAACAUAGAGUUGAUCAAGAUUUGGAGCAUUCCAACUCGCCUCCCGUUAGACCCAUUAGACCUGUUAGUGUUGCAGGUUUGAAGAGUGGAACCGACUGUGUUAAUGAAGUCACUCAGGAGGAAAAGGUGGAUAUGGUGCCAAAAAUCAGGUGGGGUGAUUUAGAAGAUGAUGCUUUGGUACUGCAUUGCCACAAUGCUGAUCGAACUAAAAUAAAAUUUGGUGAUAUUGGGGAUGAUACGAUAGUUGUUUAUAGAAAGGCUGCGAAUUCCAAUGAUUCAUUGCCAUGUGUCCCUUCAUGUACUGAAUCUCAAGAGGAGAAAGGGGUGGUAACACCUGUAUGUUCAAGUCAUGCUCCUGAUCAGUUGGACUUAAUGGUUUCAAGGGAUGAAUCUGCUGAGGAGAAUCAUAAAGAGGUAGUAGAGAUAUCUUCUAAUGGUAUGGGUAGAGCAGAUUUGGUUGAAAAUUCUGAGGAGAUUAACAAUGAUACAUUUGGUCUCAUUAGUAAUGAUUCUGCUAAUGUUUUGAGGUUGAACAAUCCAGCUAGUCAAAACCGUGCUGUUGAAGAGUUUCCAACCCCCACGGCUGUCCAAGGACCAAAAGAUAAAUCUUAUGAAGGAGCUUUAGACAUUUCUAAAGUACCAGUUGCAAGUGAAAUUUCAAGUGGUGAUCUGGGUGACCAAGUUUCACCUUCACCUCCAAUCCAAACUAUUAGUCCUGAAGCUCCUGGUGAUGUUUUAGUAACAGCUGCUGCCGAAGACUGUAGCUCAUCAGAGUGUGGUACACUAACUGAGGAUUUGCCAAAGGUUGAGACAAUGACUGCUUUAGAAGAAGGUGAAUCAGGUGAAAGCAAAGAAAGAUUUAGGGAGCGGCUUUGGUGCUUUCUCUUUGAGAAUCUUAACAGAGCCAUAGAUGAACUUUAUCUUCUUUGUGAAUUGGAAUGUGAUUUGGAGCAGAUGAAAGAGGCUAUUCUUGUUCUUGAAGAAGCUGCAUCUGAUUUUAAUGAACUAAAUUCCAGAGUGGAAGGAUUUGAGAGUGUAAAAAGAUCUUCUCCAAUGGGUUCGAUGCAAGUGAACAUGAAGACAGACCACCGCAGGCCACAUGCUCUCUCCUGGGAGGUUCGAAGAAUGACAUCAUCACCUCACAGAGCUGAAAUACUGUCUUCAUCUCUUGAUGCUUUCAAGAAAAUUCAACAGGAAAGAGCUAGCAUUUGCCCAGCUCUUGAUGCAAAAGGCCUGGGAAUUGGGUAUGAAGAUUCUGAUCAUGUUUCGGCUGAUGAUGCAAGGAAAUCGUCUCAUAGAAAUGAUGCAAUAGUAAGUGGCAAAGAAUCAUUAAGAAAAUCAAAGAAGCAAAAUACAGUUUUGGAUCUCGGUCAGGGUAUCUUGAAUGGAGAAAAGAGGAAUAUUAUGGAAGUAGGCCGGUCAAACAAAGCAUAUUCAGAGAAAAAUUGCCGCAUGCCUCUGCAGAGAUCAUCCACUCCUGAUGAAGCAUCUCAGAUGUCUUUGAAGGAUGGCACUGCUGCUUCUCUUUCUGGGAAAAGCAGAGGAGAACACCUUGGAGCUGCUUUAGGAAUGGAGAAGCCAGUUCCUAAAAAGGAUAAAUUGUCCACAGAAAGUAAGGUUGAGAAAAAUUCAAAAUCUGUGGAUUCCAUCAAAAGACAAAUUGCACUCCCUGACAAAGAGAAGGCAAAGGAAAAGAGAAAUGCGGCAUGUUGGAAAUCUAUGGAUGCUUGGAAGGAGAGAAGGAAUUGGGAUGAUAUCCUUGCAUCCCCACUGCGUAGCUAUUCCCGUGUUUCACAUUCUCCAGGCAUGAGCAGGAAAAGUGUGGAGCGUGCACGGGUUUUACGUGAUAAACUAAUGUCUCCAGAAAAGAAAAAGAAGACUGCUUUGGAUUUGAAAAAGGAAGCAGAAGAAAAGCAUACCCGGGCAAUGAGGAUUAGAAGUGAGUUGGAGAAUGAGAGAGUGCAAAGACUGCAGCGUACAUCAGAGAAAUUAAAUCGUGUUAAUGAAUGGCAGGCAGUGCGCAGCAUGAAGUUGCGGGAGGGAAUGUAUGCUCGCCACCAGCGUAGUGAAUCACGGCAUGAGGCUUAUCUGGCUGAAGUUGUGCGAAGAGCUGGUGAUGAAAGCAGUAAAGUCAAUGAGGUUCGUUUUAUUACUUCACUAAAUGAAGAGAAUAAAAAGCUUAUGCUCCGACAGAAACUUCAAGAUUCAGAACUUAGGAGAGCUGAAAAGCUUUUGGUAGUUAAGAGUAAACAGAAAGAGGAUAUGGCGAGGGAAGAAGCAGUGUUGGAACGUAGGAAACUCCUUGAAGCUGAAAAGCUGCAGCGUCUUGCUGAGACACAGCGGAAGAAGGAAGAAGCUCAGAUAAGAAGAGAAGAGGAACGCAAGGCCUCAAGUGCAGCACGUGAAGCAAAAGCCAUAGAACAACAGCGCAGAAAGGAAUCCAGAGCCAAAGCCCAACAAGAGGAAGCUGAACUCUUGGCCCAGAAAUUAGCAGAAAGACUUAGUGAAAGUGAACAGCGUAGAAAGUUCUACCUAGAGCAAAUACGGGAGAGAGCUUCUAUGGAUUUCAGAGACCAGUCAUUGCCUUUACACCGCCGUUCAGUCAACAAGGAGGUCCAGGGUAGAUUCACAUCAACUAACAAUGAUGAAGAUUACCAAGUGAAUAGCAUUUCAGGUGUAGGAGGUCCUGCUCCAGGGACUGGCAAUGCUGCACUGCAGCCUUCUUUGAAGCGAAGGAUUAAAAAAAUUCGACAAAGACUGAUGGCUCUUAAAUUUGAACUACCUGAGCCUCCACUUGGUGCUGAAAGUGCAGGUAUUGGAUACAGAACUGUAUUGGGAACUGCAAGGGCUAAAAUUGGGAGAUGGCUUCAAGAACUUCAAAGGCUUAGGCAGGCCAGAAAAGAAGGGACUGCGAGUAUAGGAUUAAUAGUUGGAGAAAUGAUCAAGUUUUUGGAGGGAAAGGAAAUUGAGCUUCAUGCAUCUCGCCAAGCUGGGUUUCUUGACUUUAUUGCUUCAGCACUGCCUGCAUCUCACACAUCAAAGCCUGAAACAUGCCAGGUGACUGUAUACUUCUUAAGGCUUCUGAGGGUGGUACUCUCCAUUCCUGCAAACAGGAGUUAUUUUCUUGCACAAAAUCUGUUGCCUCCAAUUAUCCCGAUGCUCUCUGCAGCUCUUGAGAACUAUAUCAAGAUUGCAGCUUCAUUAAAUGUUCCUGGAAGCACCAACCUGUCAACAAGCAAAAUGUCAAUGGAGAAUUUUGAGUCCAUUUCCGAGGUGUUAGAAGGCUAUUUAUGGACUGUUGCUAUGAUUAUCGGUCAUAUCUCCACUGAUGAGCGACAACUUCAAAUGCAGGAUGGUUUGCUGGAGCUUGUGAUUUCUUAUCAAGUUAUUCACCAUCUUCGAGAUCUCUUUGCUCUGUAUGAUAGGCCACAGAUAGAAGGCUCUCCGUUUCCUUCAUCUAUUCUGUUAAGUUUAAAUCUUUUGGCAGUUUUAACAUCCAAACCCAGGACCAUUUCUUCCAUCAAUUGGGAAUCUUUUCCAUCUAAAAUUGUGUCAGUGAAUGAAACUCAGGGAGAUAAUUUUGCAGAAUUAGAUGAUCUUAGUAUUUCCUCUGUAAAUACCAGCAGUGAAGAUAAAAGAUCCUUGCUAAUUGUGCCAAGUGUCAGCAAAGACAUACCUUUAUCGAAUGUUGUGGAGGGCAAGCCAUUAGAUGAAUCAUGUAAAAUUAAUAAGGUUGACAAGUCAGUAUCUAGUGCCAGGGAUCCUGAUAUUACAAUUGAGUUGAAUGAUGUUAAUUCAGUGGUAGAAAUGCAUGUAACAGAUGUUUCAAUUGAGUCCCAGAAAAGUCUAUGUGAGGGGAGUAACAAGUCCUUGCCUCCAAAGGUUGAAAAGAGCUCAAUGGAUUUUGGUGAUGAACAAAAGAAUGAGAAUAUUCAGUCCUCGAAGCCACCUGUGGCGUUUCUUCUUUCUGCUGUUGCUGAGACAGGGUUAGUGAGCCUUCUGUCACUAUUAACAGCUGUCCUAUUACAGGCAAACAACAGGCUGUCCUCUGAGCAGGCCUCAUAUGUUCUUCCAUCAAAUUUUGAAGAAGUAGCAACUGGAGUAUUAAAGGUGCUGAACAAUCUGAUGCUUUUGGAUAUUACUCUUAUGCAGAGAAUGCUACAACAUAACUCUUUAACAUCUCUCAACUGUGUCAUCGACUUCCACGUGAAUUGUGCACAGGCUAGACCUGACCUGAAAAUGGAGUUCUUCCACUUAAUGAGUUUCCUACUUACUCAUUGCACAAGCAAGUGGAAAAUAGCUACAGAUCAGGUGGGUUUGCUUCUUCUUGAAUCCCUGCUUCUUCUUGCUUACUUUGCUCUUUUCCAUCGUGGAAAUCAAGCCGUCCUUCGAUGGGGUAAGAGCCCCACAAUCCUUCACAAGGUCUGUGAUCUUCCAUUUGUAUUCUUCAGUGACCCCGAGUUGAUGCCCAUCUUGGCUGGUACACUAGUGGCAGCCUGCUAUGGGUGUGAGCAGAACAAGGAUGUAGUUCAGCAGGAACUCAGUACAGACAUGUUGCUAUCUUUGCUCAGAUCAUGCAAAAAUGCAUCGCCUACUAAAUCUGAUUCAUCACCCCCGGACAAUUCAUUGAUGGAUGAUUCAUGUGAGAGGAAUCAAUCUGGCCCAGAACCUAGAAAGCUUCAAGUUGACGGCCCUGUAAGGUCAAGCCGUAGCAACCUAAGAAGCACUCGGGUUUCUUCAGGGAAAGGCAACGUUGUGGGAAAUUUUACUAGAAUAGGUAAGGUGAAAAAUCAAAAGGAUGCUAAACCAAUGAAAAAAUUUGAAGAGUGGCCUCCCAAGCACAACCUUCAGGCAUCUGAACCUUCCUCCACUUUGUUGUUGCACAAUCGAUUCCCUAGUAGCUUUAUUGAUCGGGCAGAGGAGUUCUUCUCAGAAGGAAUUCCAAAUAUGCAAGAUGAUGAAUGAUCAAGCUAAUACAAAGCUCCAUGGUUUGAUUUCAUUUCAAGCUAGAAAACUCUGGGUUUCUGGAGCAAAUUUCUUUCAAUGUCAUUGUUGUUACCUAUAGCAGUUGUGGUAACAGAUCCUGACUUCGCAUUCUGCAUGGGAAUCCUGCUAAGAACUGCAAUGGAUCAGUUUCAAAUUCUGCUUCCAUUCAUGUACAUAAGAGAGAGAUCGUCAGACACGCAACUAGGUGAUUUCUCUUGAAGGUAGUGACAGAUGAGGGAACAAAUCCCCCAUUGUGCUUUCUGCAUGGGAGUCCUGCUAAGAAGCUGAAAUGGAUCGGUUUUGAAUUCUGCUACCAUUCGUGUACAUAAGAGAAAUCAUCACUGCUAGUUGAUUUCUUUUGAAGGUGGUGGCAGAUGAAAGAGCCAAUUCUCGUGGAAGUUCAUAUUUUUCCUAUAUUCACCAAGCUGACAUCAGAACCAUAUUUCCAUAGUCAAUUGGAUGACAGCAUUAUUGAACUCAACCCUGAAGCACUGCUUGUAAGCCUCUUUUCUGAUAACCAUGUCUCUAGGAUCAAUGGGACAAAUGGCAAGAUUUUAUUGAUGGAUCCCAGACAUUGCGUAUGAGAUCUUUCAUCUGGGUCCUUUGUCAGCUUUAUCAGGGUGAGUUAUUAAAGGUACAGGAGGUGAAUUACAGGUUAUUGGUAAAGUUACACUACAGAAUAGCUGCAAGUGGGGAUAUUUAUCGCUUCCUGGUUUUGGAAUAUAGUAUCGGGUGUCUAACUUCAACUUUGGUAGAUGGAGGGUAACCACAAAACCAGUAUCGAGGGCAUUGAUUUAAAAUUUUGUAUGUACCGGGUGUGUCCGAUACUUGUUCCUUAUGAGUUGGCUACGUGCAAUAUAACUUAAUGGAAACUGGGCACGCUUGUUCUUGCAUCCUCAGUUCCUCACCAUAUAUUGAUAAGUAACAUCUCAGAUUUUUUU